AUUAUAUCAGGUACAGAGGACACGAGUACUCCGGAAGGAGGCCUCCGAGUCACGUUUCGAUAAUAACUAUCUUUCUGUACGUUGGUAAUAUUUUUAAAAAAUUAUGAAAUCGCUGUAGGAAGUGAUGGACAGUCAAGUUGCACGUGAUGGCCGUCUGAUGGAGUUGGUGGAUGAGAAAUGGCGAGAAGACAAACUCCCGAUGGAGGAAGUAGCUGUGCCUCAGAUGGAACUGCCAGAAAUAGAACCAGAUAACGGACCAACCAAUGAGACCCUGAAAGAGCAGGAACAAAAGUGGGCUGACCUGGCACUGUCCUCACUGCAUGACCAGCCACCCGCGACCACCAGUAACUGACCAGCUGUAACUGCAUGUGAUUUUACGAUUCAGAAUCAUCUGAUAUCUAGUGAUCAUCACAGAGUCCGAAAAUGUGAAAUCUGAGGUUAAUAUGGUUAAGAGAGGUCUUAAUUUGUUCCCUCCACCAGACUUAAUGUUAAUUUCUAUAUAUUUGCCACUAUUAACUGUACUUUUUGAAGUAAUAGCACCAUUUGCAUGUAAUAAAUUUAGUACUGAACUUUUAAGGAAAAUGGAAGCUUGAGGACUAAUGGAUGCCUGUGUGCAUCAAUUCAUACAUAAUCCCUGCAAUUAAAUGGACUUGAUAAAAAGGGAAAUUGUAUGAACCAAAUGAAUUUAUGUAUCAAUAUUCGCUUCUUUUUUUAAAUAAAGUUUGUCAAAAUGGAGAAA
This is a messenger RNA of Saccostrea cuccullata (small rock oyster), 739 nucleotides long. Its product is annotated as anaphase-promoting complex subunit 13-like. Bases 125 to 352 code for a protein of 75 amino acids. The record is from RefSeq and is a predicted model, not a curated record. Gene Ontology annotation, biological process: protein K11-linked ubiquitination. Lineage: Eukaryota; Metazoa; Mollusca; Bivalvia; Ostreida; Ostreidae. Gene Ontology annotation, cellular component: anaphase-promoting complex. The transcript is spliced from 2 exons.